This is a messenger RNA of Metarhizium acridum CQMa 102, 1053 nucleotides long. RefSeq lists its product as uncharacterized. NCBI's taxonomy places the organism in Eukaryota, Fungi, Ascomycota, Sordariomycetes, Hypocreales, Clavicipitaceae. Gene Ontology annotation, biological process: intracellular copper ion homeostasis; intracellular iron ion homeostasis; positive regulation of transcription by RNA polymerase II. Gene Ontology annotation, molecular function: RNA polymerase II cis-regulatory region sequence-specific DNA binding; DNA-binding transcription factor activity, RNA polymerase II-specific; copper ion binding. The record is from RefSeq and is a predicted model, not a curated record. Gene Ontology annotation, cellular component: nucleus.
AUGAAAUCUAUAGAGACCUGUUGCUGCAAUCAUGGUGGGCGCUGUACUUGCGCUCACAAGAAGGAACCUACCUUGGACACCGUUCCAGAAGCCGAAUCGGAUCGCGAUCCCUUGGCCGCCGCCGCACGACCCAAGCCCCCAAUCAGACGACGACGAGCCAACACUGUCCACUCAGACGGAGUUCUAUCGUUUGACCAGAACGGCAAUCACAAACCAGCGUCCAAGCACAAUCGUGCCGCUCAAAAGUGCGGGCCAUAUCAGCUCAAUCGGGUCAAUUCCACAAACAGCGCCAGUAGUCUUGGUGCGAGUUCAGAGAGCAUGCUAUACCAAGACGGGCCGGCACCCGACUCCUUCAGCAACCGCUCUCGGGCUGCGACGGCUCGCGAACAACGGCGGGUCAAGUCGGAAACUGCUUCUCCAUUGAUGUCCAGUGGCAGCUUUCCCCAUUUGCAGAGUGGACUUCCUCCCCUGGAUCUGUCGGGCAUCGAAUAUCCUUCAUACGUUAACAACGGCACCUUUGAAAUGUUCAGCUCAGGGGUUCCAUCAGAAGUAGAUGGACCAAUUUUCAGUGCCGGCCUAAGUGCUGCUUCUGUUGACUGGAGUCAUUACGACCUCGGUGAAGCUAAGCCGGAGAAUUUUGCCCCGUCAAGCUACAGCCAAGCCGGUGCUCAGAGCUUCAACGGCCUCUUCGAAUUCGGCAGUGGCUCGGAGCAGCUUCCCCGUCUCGCAAACACUACGUCAACAUCGGGUGAAGUAUCUGAAGUCGAGGACUUUUUAGGUAACGGAGAUGGCGACAUGGAUAGCGGCUUCGGCACCAGCAGCUUCAUCCGCCAGGCCAACAUUGUUGGUAGCUCAACAGACCUGACCAGUAUUGACUACGACAGCUUUUACAACAAGAAUUCCGAGAAUAAUGUUGCGGUUGGAAGCAUUUCCAUGGUCGAAGAAGACCCGGCUUUCUGGAUGCCCAACUAUAAUGAAGGCAUCACCACUGCGGUGGAUGAAAGCCCGGAUCAAAUGGCAGCGACUUCCAUGGGAACAUUUUGGGAACUAUGA